CCGCCUCCUUGCCACGCAGGCACUGCGCUUCCGGCGAGGCUCCGGGACCAGGUUUCAAAGGCGGCAGCACCUCGGUCUGGCCUGAAAUUGUCCGGAGUGUGAUGGCUAGCAAAAUAGGACCAGAGCAUCUCUUCAAUCCAGGAACAGAAGUGGAGGCAGCAGGAACAGUUUUGGGUACCAAGAUCUCCAUCCCGGCUCUCUUGCCCCAAGGCCCUGCUAAGGAAUGGCUGGAGCAGCGUCGGGCCACCAUCCGACCCUGGGCCAACUUUCUGGACCAGCGCCGCUUUGGGAAGCCCCGGAAUUUUGGGGAGCUGUGCAAACGGCUCGUGCGCAACGUUGAGUAUUUCCAGAGCAACUACGUCUUCGUUUUCUUGGGACUCAUCGUCUAUUGCCUCAUCACAUCCCCUCUACUCCUGAUCGCUCUCGCUGUCUUCUUUGGGGCCUGUUAUAUCAUCUACCUGAAAACACAGCAGUCACAACUCGUUGUGUUUGGGCGGGAACUCAGUACAGCCCAUCAGUAUGGCCUGGCUGGAGGCAUUUCUUUUCCAUUUUUCUGGCUGGCAGGAGCUGGAUCAGCUGUUUUCUGGGUGCUGGGUGCCACCUUGGUAGUUAUCGGCUCCCACGCUGCCUUUCACGAGCUGGAAUCUGGAGACACCGACGAACUACAGAUGGAGCCGGUGUGAAGAGCCCGGUGGACGUCAGCUGGCUCCUUCCUCUCCCUAGUGCAUCCUCUGCCUCGAUGUUAUUCUUCUAUUGCCUCUAUAUAUACUGUUGAUGUUUUACUGAGUUUCUCUCAGCAAGAGCCUAAGUUACAGGCUCCCUUCCGGUCCUUUAAACCUCAUCUUGGUGCUGUUCUUUUAAGACUAACAUCUCAUUGCUAGACCCUCCCUUUCCACAAGUUCCUAGAUCCUCUCUUGGAUUUUCUUCUCUGGGACAUGCUGUAACGCUGCUGUUACUUUCCCCCCAUGGUGAGAUCAUCAACACGUGAAUUCAUUUCAUAACAGCCAAGCCUUGGAGGUUUCAGACCAAUAUCUGAGUGCAGCCUCUUUUUCCCCCCUCUAACCAGUAACAUUAAAGGGAAAAAAUGUUAUUA
This is a messenger RNA of Eublepharis macularius, 1093 nucleotides long. It is a transcript of the gene RABAC1, whose product is annotated as Rab acceptor 1. Gene Ontology annotation, cellular component: Golgi apparatus. The coding region runs from base 102 to 683 and encodes 193 amino acids. The transcript is spliced from 6 exons. NCBI's taxonomy places the organism in Eukaryota, Metazoa, Chordata, Lepidosauria, Squamata, Eublepharidae. The record is from RefSeq and is a predicted model, not a curated record.